CUUCGCAUCAAGAUGGCCAAGAGCAUCCGGUCCAAGAUCAAGAAGUACUGGCGGCGGGAGCUGCGCGCGACGAUCGGGAAGGCUGACCAGGAGAAGAAGGAGGCAAAGGUUCAGGCUGAGUUGAAGAAAGCCAUCGAGUCCCAGCAAGGUAGCUCGUUCGCGAGUCUCAAGAGUGCAUUUGGCAGCACCAAACCCGCCAUGGUGACGCCGGGUGUGGACGAGACGUUGGACACCGUGGUCACGGAAGGUGCUGUCGAAGCUGCGCUCUUGAACAACGACGUGAAGCAGACCAACCGCAAGGACCACGCCGCCUUGGCCAAGAAAAAGAAGGGUGCAGGGAAGCCUGGCAAGAAGAAGUUUGUGCAUUUCCACACGCUGCGAAAGAAGGGCGUGUAGUGUGUAAAGUGUCGUUCCGUGGAUAAGUCGUAUUAAAGUUUACAUAUCCGACUACAGGGGUG
Aphanomyces invadans is the source of this 458-nucleotide messenger RNA. RefSeq lists its product as hypothetical. Bases 13 to 396 code for a protein of 127 amino acids. The transcript has a single exon. Lineage: Eukaryota; Oomycota; Saprolegniomycetes; Saprolegniales; Verrucalvaceae. The record is from RefSeq and is a predicted model, not a curated record.